CAAAACUAGCAAUCGCUAGUCCUCUUUCGCUUAUUUCUCCCUUCUUCUUGCGGCCACUUUCUCGGCCAUAGAUUAUUACUCCGGUCUGAUUUGGUCCAGUUCGCCCCGUCAAACUUCGCGUUGGCACUUCAGCAUGAAGUUUGGUAGAAAUCUUCCGCGGAACCAGGUUCCCGAGUGGGCGGGGUCAUACAUCAACUACAAGGGCCUCAAGAAGCUCAUCAAGGCCGCUGCCGCGGCGGCUCAGCACGGAGAGCAGGUUGAUCUGGCAGAGUUCUUCUUCGACCUGGACCGGAACCUGGAGGACGUUGAUUCGUUCUACAACAAGAAGUUCGCCGACGCUUGCCGGAGGCUCAGGGUGCUUCAGGACCGAUACGGCAGCUCGCCAGAUGUUGUUGCGAACCUUGACGAUGACGAGAUCGAGGAGCUGAUGGGCGCCCUGCUCGAGCUGCGCAGCCAGCUGCGGAAGCUCCAGUGGUUUGGCGAGAUCAACCGUCGCGGCUUUGUCAAGAUCACAAAGAAGCUCGACAAGAAGGUGCCCAACACGACCGCACAGCAUCGCUACAUCUCCACCAAGGUCGACCCCCGCCCGUUUGCCAAGGACACCACCAUUGCCAGGCUGCUGGCCGAGAUCAACAAGUGGAUCUCGGUGCUGGGCGACUCCCACCACGACGAUGACGCCAGGUCGGAGAGGUCGACGCGUUCCCUGGGACGAGCGUCGGCGAAAGCCAUGCUGAAUGUCCCGCCGAGCGUGCUGGACAAGCUAGACCAGGCGGUCCGGAAAGACGAUGUGGAGAGCUUCAAGGAGAGUUUGGCCGCAGGCAACCUCGUGAGCGCGGAACCCGCGUCGCAGAGGAUGCUCCUCAACCUGCUCCAGCGCUCCAUUUCUGCACGAGCAAAGGGGUCGACCGCCUUUCUGCUGGAAAAUAUCACGUCCCUUGACGAACCUGACGACAUCAACGGGCGGAACUGCAUCCACCGGCUCGUGAUCCACAUCGGCCGGACGAAAACAGUCUCGGCAAGGAACGCAGAGGACUCCAAUCCGACGUCGUUUCCCUUCCCGGGCGCGGUCCCGUACGCGCAGAGCUAUCUCACACCAGCGACAUCGCCCCUUUCCGCCCCAAGAGUUUGUGGCCUUAAGGAGUCAAACCUUCUCACCAAGGACGAUGAGGCGGUGCAGAUGCUUAUCUACCUCCUGGAAGCCCUCAAACCCGGCCAAAGGCCCGCAUUGAGGGCCCCGGACAGCUUCGGCCGGAUCCCGCUGCACUACGCCGCCCAGUUUGGGUUCGUUGUGGUUUGCCAGAUCCUCAUGAGUAAAAUGCAGGAGUGGGGCCAAUUCAACGUUGAGAACGGCAUCGACGCUCCCGAAUGGCAGGACAAGGACGGCAAUGCGCCGGUACAUCUCAGUGUCCUUGGCGGCCAUGUCCUGACGACGAAGGCCCUGCUCCAGGGUGAGGACUGGAACGGCGAGAACGACAGAAAAGCCGAGAUGAGGCGCUCCAUUUCCAAGUCCAGCGCGAUCCUGGCCAUUGCCACCAAGGCAAACUUCAAGCCCAUCGUGGAGAUGUUGGUCGAAGCCGGUGUGGACAUUAACUGGCAGGACAAGGGCGGCGAGACGGCUCUACACAUCGCCGCUAGAUUCGGCCAUGAUGAAUGUGCCAGGGUGUUGCUGAAGGGAACAGCCGAGCAAAAGGCUAAUCUCGAGCUCACCGAGAAGUCAUUUGCCUGGACACCGCUACACAUUGCAGCAGUGGACGGCCACCUGUCUGUCGCCCAGCUGCUGGUGGACGCCGGAGCGGACGUGGACAAGCUGGACUCGUCGGGGUGGACAGCGAAGGAACACGCGGCUCUGAGAGGGCAUCUCGAUAUCGCCAACCUCCUCGCAGCACAUAGUCGGGAAGCAGAGGGUGCGGGGACGAGCAGCUCCGACGAGGAGAAAGCGGCGUCCGAGCCGGUGGCGCGCGAGGUUGCCUCACUGGAGGAGAGGAGGUCAAACGGCUCAAACGGCACCUCGCGCUCCGCAGAGCCCGUCAAGUCGUUCGGUCAUCGCUACCUUAAGGACGAGAGCCUGGUACUGGUCAGCCUCGGCUCGAUGGACAUGCGGAAGAACGUCGAAGCCGUUACGUUGGACAGAGUGCCGCUCACCGAGGCCCAUACCACGCAGCUGGACACGGCCCUCUCGAUUGUCGUGUCGGCCCAGGGCGCGCAGGGCGAGCCGACCAUCAUCGAUAUGCCGGUGCACGAGAACAUCUCGACCGACCCCAUCGUGUUCACGACGCCCGACGCCACCAAGGUCAAGUUGCUGUUCGAUAUUGUCCCGACCUAUUCAGGCAACGAGAAGAACAAGGUCGGACGCGGCGUUGCCCUGCUCUCGAGCGUGCGUCCGACGAUCGGAGCCAAGCGGAUGAACCUGCAGGGAGAUGUGUGCGUGCCGAUCGUCGGCGCCAACCUGGACGUCAUCGGCACGGUCAACUUCAACUUCCUGGUCAUCACGCCGUUCUCGCACCCCAAGAUGGAGGUGACGUCGCAGCAGACCUACUGGAAGAAGAUGACGUCGACCAUGGUGAUAGGCCACCGCGGCAUGGGCAAGAACGUGGUGUCCAACCGGUCGCUGCAGCUGGGCGAGAACACGGUGCCGUCGUUCAUCGCCGCCGCCAACCUGGGCGCCCAGUACGUCGAAUUCGACGUUCAGCUUACCAAGGACCACGUCCCCGUCAUCUACCACGAUUUCCUCGUCAGCGAGACGGGCUUCGACGCGCCCGUGCACACCCUGACGCUGGAGCAGUUCCUGCACAUCAACCCGGACUCGUCCCGCGCUCGCGCCGGCGCCUCUGGUGGCAGCGGCGGCCACCACCACCAUCACCACCACUCGCCCACGCUGCAGCACAGGCAGCUUAACAAGACGCGCAGCAACAGCCCCGGCCCGCGGCAGCGGUCCAUGUCGAUGGACUGGCCGACCGGGUUUCAAGGGACCAAGGAAGAAAUGGAGGAGCGCAUGAAGCACACGCGCGACUUCAAGGCGCGGGGCUUCAAGGCCAACUCGCGCGGCAACUUCAUCCAGGCGCCGUUCGCGACGCUCGAGGACCUCUUCCGCAAGGUCCCGGCCUCGGUCGGCUUCAACAUCGAGCUCAAGUACCCGAUGCUGCACGAGAGCGAGGAGCACGAGAUGGACGCGUACGCGGUCGAGCUCAACUCGUUCUGCGACACGGUGCUCGAGAAGGUGUACGACUGCGCCGACGACGGGCGGCACAUCAUCUUCAGCUCCUUCAACCCGGACAUCUGCCUGUGCCUGAGCUUCAAGCAGCCCAACAUCCCGAUCCUGUUCCUGACCGACGCCGGCACGACCCACGUCGGCGACAUCCGCGCCAGCAGCCUGCAGGAGGCCAUCCGGUUCGCCUCCCGCUGGAACCUGCUCGGCAUCGUGAGCAACUCGGAGCCGUUCGUCAACUCGCCCCGCCUCGUCCGCGUCGUCAAGCAGCACGGCCUGGUGUGCGUCAGCUACGGCGUGCAGAACAACAACACCGAGUUGGUGCAGCGACAAGUCAACGAGGGCAUCGACGCCGUGAUCGUCGACUCGGUCCUCGCCAUCCGGAAGGGCCUCACGGGUGCGCAGGAGCUCGCCGCUUCUUCUAACGGGGACACCACCCAUCAACAUCAGAAGAAAGUGGAGGGGAAUGGCGUUCAGAAGUGAGAGUCGAGCACAUCCUACGGAACGGAAUCCGCUUGGGCGAUGGUGGGAGGAAGGGGAGAGCGGUCGGGUUUGAGUUUGAGCCGCCUCUUAGGGGCUGCUACUAAU
Messenger RNA from Thermothielavioides terrestris NRRL 8126, 3793 nucleotides. RefSeq lists its product as uncharacterized. NCBI's taxonomy places the organism in Eukaryota, Fungi, Ascomycota, Sordariomycetes, Sordariales, Chaetomiaceae. Bases 134 to 3688 code for a protein of 1184 amino acids. The transcript is spliced from 4 exons. Gene Ontology annotation, molecular function: glycerophosphocholine phosphodiesterase activity; protein binding. The record is from RefSeq and is a predicted model, not a curated record. Gene Ontology annotation, biological process: glycerophospholipid catabolic process.